Molecule: messenger RNA, 1110 nt
Organism: Laetiporus sulphureus 93-53
Lineage: Eukaryota; Fungi; Basidiomycota; Agaricomycetes; Polyporales; Laetiporaceae
Exons: 6
Coding region: 1-1110 (369 amino acids)
Biological process (GO): GDP-fucose import into Golgi lumen; protein O-linked glycosylation via fucose
Cellular component (GO): Golgi apparatus
Molecular function (GO): antiporter activity
Source: RefSeq, a predicted model, not a curated record
AUGGACAGCAAGAACGCAGACCGUUUCCAGCCAUGGAAAGUUGCCGCCGUUGUGUCCUUCUACAUGUGCGCCGCCCUGGUGAUGGUCUUUGUGAACAAGGCCGUGCUCAACUCUUCACCUGACCUUCCUCUCGUCUUCCUUCUCAUCCAGCUGAUCCUUGCAGUGGUGCUCUUGCAUGCCUCUGCACUGAUCACGCCGAAGGUUGAGAUCCCGAAGCUGAAGCUCGAAACCGCGAAGAAACUUAUGCCAGUCACCCUGGUUAAUGUCAUCGGCCUUGUCUUCAACAUUCUCUGCCUUCGCGGCGUCGAAGCAUCGUUUUUCCAGAUUGCGCGUGGUCUUGUCCUCCCACUCACGAUCAUGGUGUCCUCUGUCCAUACGCAUACCCGUCCGAGUGCACGCGUCGUCCUUGCCGCGUUCGCGGUCACCAUGGGAUUCUUCCUUGGAGUCGCGCCUUCCUCGUUCUUUUCGCUCUCUCUGCAAUCUCUGCAGUCUCUUCCCUCCGUGCCCGUGCGCACAAGCGGACUCUCCAUUCUCUAUGGCGUGCUGUCCUCUCUUUUCAUCGCCGUACACUCCGUACUCAUCAAGCUCUCCUUGCCGCACGCGGGCAACUCGACCAUUCAGCUUGCGUACUGGCAGAAUCUGGGCUCUGCAUUGUUCCUGUUCCCCGUCAUUAUCCUUCAGGGCGAAUUCGAGAAGCUGGCGCAACUGGUACACACGCCCUCGUGGAACUGCGAGGUGUUCGUCUGGGGAAGCAUCGUCACCGGCGUGUUUGGGUUCUUGCUCUGCGUCGCGGGCUUGCUGAGCAUUAAGGUGACGAGCCCGAUCACGCAUAUGUUCUCUAGCGCUGCACGCUCUGUCAUUCAGACUCUGCUUGGCGUCUGGCUCUUUGGUGAUCUCCUCACAACGAACCGGGCCGCAUCGAUCCUCGUCAUCAUGUUGGGUACGGUUUACUACACCUGGGCAAAGGCUAUGGAAAACGCGCCCCGGCCGAUUGCUCCCCGGGACUCCGACCUCGAGGCUUCUCGUGGCCUUGCGAAAGAACAGGAAGGCAUGCAGGAAAUCAUGUUCGACCUGCAGGGCGACGAGAAAGAGAAAAAGGCGCGCGAUUGA